CACAGGUGAAAACAGUGUGAGUUAGUUGUGAAAAUAAGGGUGAGGAAAGUAUUCACACCCGGUGAGCCAAAAAUUUUAUCGAAACUCCAAACGAUAAAACUCUGCAAGACUCGGAUAAAUCCUAUCCAAAGAUUGUGGAAACAAUUGUUAGUGAUAUUAUUGGAUGUAUGCAAGAGUUCAGCGUGGAUAGUGAUAGUAGCACUGAUGAGGAAAACACAAGUUAUAUUCCUCAAUAUUACAGCUACGCUAGGCAGUAUGCUGGUGGUUCAUUGACGACUCACGCUAUACAACACUCUGAGGAUGCUGUAAAAAGUGAAGAUGUUGGUGCAAAAAUAUUGCCUGUCUGGGGAAUAAAUUCUCAUAACAUUAACGAGAAGAACUCCAAGGAUGGUUAUGCGGAGGCUUCUAGACUGCAAGACGACUGUGAGGGCUUGAUUGAAGGGAUCAGGCGAAUUCGUGACCGGCCAAAGAACAUAUCACCUUUCAAUGCCAAGGAACUUUUGCCUCUUCUGCCGCCACCUGCCCCCUGUGCAAUGGGUAAAAAGUGCUUGGUUUUGGAUGUAGACGAAACGCUUCUGCACAGUUCAUAUGUCAAACCUGAGCACUAUGACCUUCAUCUAGUCAUCCAAAAAGAUGACUCUGCUGAGGUCAAUAUAUAUACAACGUUUCGACCCUACAUGCAGAACUUUCUUGAGUUCAUUGCUCCCCUUUUUGAAGUGGUAAUUUUUACGGCAUCUACCUCUCUCUACUGUAACAUGCUUUUUGACAUUAUUGACCCGCAGCAUAAACUAGGUAAUCUACGAAUGUUUCGUGAGCAUUGUAUUCAAAUAUUUUCUACCUUUGUAAAAGACCUCUCAUUGUUGGGUCGCGACCUAGAACAGAUUGUCAUAAUUGACAAUAGUCCCGUGUCCUAUUCCCUGCAGCACCGCAACGCAAUCCCAGUUUCAUCGUGGUUUGGUGAUCCCACUGACUGCGAAUUGAUGCGUCUUACGAUUCUCUUGGAGGCGCUGGUUGAAGUCGACAACGUAUACAACUUAUUGGAUAACUACAAUGCUCUGCUUCAAUUACAGCAACAAAAGGUAAAAAUAUAAGCUGAUAGAUGGGGUUUAUUACCCCUUCCCUCCGCGACCUCUAUAUCAUAAAAUACAAAUCUUUUCCAUUAUUGCACUGGCAGAUUUAUUAAUGCUAUUUACUUUUGAAAUUAAAAUUCUGUUUUAUGAAUCUCGAUGUUUUUGUUCUGCAAUUUUUCUGUAUUUACUGUUUUGUUUGUGGUGUCAAUGACUUAAUUUGCAUCAUCUAUUUGAUUUCGAUUUUGGUUCAGGCCUGCCACUCUUUAGUAAAGUGAUUUUAGCUUACCAAGGGCUAAUUAUAUCGUGUGAUGUCACACAGAGAGAAAGAGAAAGGGGGGAAAUUGAACGCAAAAAAAAAAUAAUCUCUAGGAACAAAAACGUAAAAGCUGUGUUUCUUGUAUUUUCUAUGCAGCUGCAUUUUGUUGUAUGUUUUGCUUUUACACACCUACAAAUCAAAUAGUAUAAACCUUGUAUUUAGAAAGUUAUUGGAAUAUAUAGCUCAACGAUUUUU
Molecule: messenger RNA, 1581 nt
Organism: Phytomonas sp. EM1
Lineage: Eukaryota; Euglenozoa; Kinetoplastea; Trypanosomatida; Trypanosomatidae
Source: the annotation of a GenBank genome assembly